Messenger RNA from Cyclopterus lumpus (lumpfish), 3710 nucleotides. Its product is annotated as centrosome and spindle pole-associated protein 1-like. The record is from RefSeq and is a predicted model, not a curated record. The coding region runs from base 150 to 3497 and encodes 1115 amino acids. Gene Ontology annotation, cellular component: microtubule; centrosome; spindle pole. NCBI's taxonomy places the organism in Eukaryota, Metazoa, Chordata, Actinopteri, Perciformes, Cyclopteridae. Gene Ontology annotation, biological process: positive regulation of cytokinesis. The transcript is spliced from 28 exons.
GGGUAUAACGGGCUGCCUGUAAUCACCGGAGACGAGCUAACGCCUGCUUGACUAGGCGCUAGUCGUUAGCUCAGUCCAACCCCUUUUUCCAUUGGCCCGUAAAAUCCAUUGGCGUCAACCCAAUUGGUACCAAUUAAAAGUAUAGAGAGAUGGACGACGAGCUGGAGAACUUCAUCAGGGAGCGCAAGGCGAGAAUGGCCGAGGAUAAAGCCAGUUUGGAAUACAACCCUCCGUACAUGGAAAUAAAGGCAAAACCUCACAGGACCUACGAGUCCACUGCUAAGGAGAACAUCCCCCCCAGGUGUAUAGUGCAGGAGAAAGAGGACAGCUGCACCGUGGGUCUGCCCCUCGGCAUCGAGUACGAGCGUAAGAAACAGAGGCUGCAGCAUGAGCUCCGCAUGGACUACCGGCGCUACAUGGCUCAGAAAAAGCACUUUGACCAUGCAGAGCCUGGACCACUAAUUCGCCUCAAUAACAGGAGAUCCAUCAAGCAACACCUGCUUGAAAGCCAGGCAGCUGUUCUUCCCAAACAGCGGCCGCCCUCCCGGAGGGACGCAGCCACUCUCACAGAGGACGGCAGGGGGUCGCACAGGGCUUUGCGCCUCGCGGAGGUCGCGACCCUCCGCCAUGAGGCGGACGAGGAGCAGUCGGCGGUACUCCCCCGGCACUGUGACAGGCUGGGGAAGCCUUUGGACCGGGACUCCGAGGAGGAGGAGGAGGAAUGCUUCAAGGAGCUGGAACUGGUGCAAGGACGAAGGCGCCUGCAUAUCGGGGUCGAGGCCAGUUAUGAGAAAAGACGAGACUACAAGACUGAUGGAAGGGAGAAGAGGGAGAAUCUAGGAGGCAGGGGCUCGAGAGCACUGACCAGCAAUGAGGAUGUGGAGUUUGCCACUGGCCUUAAAAUAGGGGCAGCCGAUACAGAGGAUGCCUUGCAGAGGAGGAAGGAGCGCUACAGACAGGAGCUGCAGGAGCAGAUAGCAGAACAGCAAAGGAACAAGAGGAGGGAAAAAGAUUUGGAGCUGAAAUUCGCUACAAGGGGGGCCAAUGAUGCUGAGAAACCGUUUUGUCUUAAUUCCAUGAAUCAGCCAGACCGAAUCAGACCGUUUGGACUGUGCAGAAGAGGAGCUCAUCAGGUGUUGGAGCCGUCAGCAACAGGAGACAGUGAGACCUCAUCCAGAGGCUUCCCAAACAACGUGAAGAUGGGUGUCCGAGAGAGAGAGACUCCUCUUCCUCCUCCCGAGCAGCCCCACGUUGCCUUCCAGUCCCCGCUGCUGGACUACAGCUCCGCCCUGGGCAUUGGGGGAGGAGGCCUGUCGCCCAACAGCCACCCCGCUGCCCCCUCCUUCCCCAGGGCCACGGACACGCCCAGAAUCCCUGUGUUUCCUCCUCAUCCUCCGUCAGCCCCCAGUGAAGCCUACAGGACCCCGUAUGGAGAGCCCCAUCACUACUAUGGCACCAGAACCCUGCUGGACCCCAACGUGGCCUGCUAUGGUCACUUGUCUGUUCCUCCCAUGUCCUACUGGAGCGUACCAGCAGGGGGAGCUCCGCCCAGCCACUUUGGAAACCACAGCCAGCACAGUGGCUGCAGCUUCCCUGAGCCGCCAAUACAGCCGAGCAGUGAGGCUGCCACUGUGGACCCGCAUGUCGGGGUUUUCCCCUCGGAUGGAUCCAGAUCAUCCCGGGACAGGAUUCUAGGCUACAGGGAGGCUUUGAAGCAACAGAUCCAGCAGCAACAGGAUCGGAGGCGCUUGGAGCGGGAGGAGGAGGAGCGCUACGAGGCCCGGCUGGAGGCCGACAUGAAGAACCACCAGCCGUGGGGUCGAGGGGGAGGAGGAGCCCCCCUCAGAGACAGCACUGGAAACCUGAUUGUUGUCACCUCCUCUUCUUGUGAGCCAGCUGACCUCAACCAGAUGCACAAACUGAAUGAGGAGGCCUACAUCAACCCGGGGCAGAGGAGAGCCACCGCCGCCACCGCCGCCACGGAGCUCCCCGACCCCAACGAGAGGGUCUCCGGUACUGUAGCAGAGUGCAGUAGCCAUGACACUAGUGACAGGCGCUCUGGAUUCACUCAUGUCCAAACCCCGCAGUUCGCCCGAGGCAGUGUGUUCUCCAACCAGCCCACCCAACAACAUCUCCACGAGCAGGACAAGUACAAAGCUUACCUCAAACAGCAGAUUGACGAGAAAAUGCAAAAAAAGGCGGAGGAGAGGGAACAGACGAGACUGGAGGAGGAGAAGGAGGAGAAGAGGCUGGCGGAGCAGAGGGCUCGCAUCCAGAGGGAGUAUGAUGAAGAGCAGGAGAGGAAGAAACGGAAGGAAACGGAGCAAAGGACCAAGAAUUCGGAGCUGAUUCAACUGGCCGAACGGAAGAAGAAGGAAGUGGAGAGGAAGAAAACUGAGGCGGAGGAGAAGGAGAGGACGGCACUGAGGAGGCAGUAUGAGAGGGAGAGGCAGGCUCGGGUGGAGGAGGUGAGCAGGGAGCCCUCGCCUCCGAUCCCCGCCCUGCAGAAGAGACAUGGGGGGCUGCACCAGUACACCCCCAGACCCCCGACUGUCGACAGCCAGCAUUCAACUGCCCCCCUGUCUGAGCGCUCUUCGUCUGGUCUCCAGUCCCCUCCCGUCCCGGCUCGCAGGAACGAGCUCCGAGCUGCAGGUGACCAGCGCGACGUGUUCAGCGAGCUGUCGGCGCUGCGUCGGCACCUUCGCAGCGAAGAGAAGCGUCUGGAGGGUCGUCUGCGGCAGGUCGACUGGGAGGAGUUAGCCUCUCCUUUGAGUGACAGACAUCAGGAGCGUCACCAGGUGGACGUGUUCGACAUGGCCAGGCUGCGGCUCCAGGCUCCGGUCCGACGGCCGAACUCCAGAAACACGGCGCCCAGGAACCUGCUGCGGACACACGACGAAGUGGGUGUGACCGGCAGCAGGAGGCGGGACUACAGGGACCAGCAGUUCAGCAGCCGCGGGUCUACAGUCCAGGACGAUUAUUUGGACCUGUCCCCGCCCCGGCAAACGGAUUAUCUGACGAGUGUGAUGGGGAGGUCUGAUAGAGGUUCUCUGCUGGAGUCAGAGAGCGCUUUCAUUGACCCUCUAGGCGAGGCCUUUCCGGUGAGGCGCACCCCAGAGCUGGAAGACGCCCCCGUGCUGUCGGCCAGGGAGAGGAGGAGGCUGUCCAAACGGCCACAGCACCCUCAGGGCCGAGACGCUUCCAGCUGGCCCUUUGGCCAACAGGACGACUACGCCGCCCUCGCUGUGGACGGACAGGAAGUGGCGCCCGGUGGCGAGAGGGGGAGCCGGGACAGGUCAGGGCGUCUGAUGUCCCUCAGUCGCCAUAGCAACGGAUCAGUGGCGCUGUCCUCCGAAGGCUCCUCCCCGCCCCGCUUCUCCCUGCACGGUCUCAGCAAUCGAGGCUCCGUGGAAACGCUCUCCACGGAUCCCUGGAUGACGGACACGCUGACACGUUUGGACCACCGGCCGUCGAGGAGGGAGCGGCUGACAACGUAGCCCCCCCAGCCCCCCCUCGAGAUGAGGAGGUGCUCUGUUCUCUGUUGAAAAGACAUCACGACUGGUUUUAACUCAUGACGCACAUCAAUAUGAAAAGUCAUACUUUUUGUUAAAUCGUUGUUUACCACAGAGAUAAUUCUCAAUAUCUGAGUGAGAACUUGUAUUCUAUUUUAUUAACUAAAUUAUAUCUGAAAUAAAUUAUAUUUUAAAUUA